CUGGAUAAACACCCAAACGUGUCAAACUGUUUACAUAUUUGUUCAAAUCAGCCCAAAAAAACUGCAACCCCCGGCACUGUAUUUUUUCCCGCAAUGGCAUUUUCAAAAUAGCCCAAUUGGGUGGGAAAACCGUGGACCUGGAAACACACCUGGUUUUAUAGUCCCUGCAUGAAGCUGGCACAGGUGGACUGGCAGGAACCCAACAGGAAACUUUCAAAAUAAAGUUGGGUGUUACUAUCUUAUUCACCAUUUGACUGGCAACAGUUAACAGGUCUUCCAUUUUGAGGUCAAGGCAAGAAGGAAAAAUCAACAAAUCAUUGCACGUGACUUGUAGCUCAGGAGCGCCCUCUGCUAUGAGGCGGGAGUACUGGCUGACUCAGACUUCUUUAGUGGAAGUAUUUACCAACCAGCAUCAUGAGCAGCCUUCAGAGAGUUCUUAGCAGAAAAUACCCACAUGUUGCCCUUAUUGGAUGAUACAUUGGUACAGCCGUGGCCUAGAAGGCUGGAAAGCCAGCAUGUGAUCGACGGGUUGCUGGUUCAAUUCCCCGGACUGGCGGAGAGUUGUUUGUGGAUGUGCCCACUGCUCCUGUGGUGUGGUCCUGCAUGUUCUAGCGAUGGGUUAAAUGCAGAUGUGUGACAGGCUGUUGGAUCUUUUUGUCAUCUCCAGUCUUCCUCAGUGUCAUCUGACAGAUGUUCUUCCUUAGACGUGACUAACCUGGAGGAUCUGUCAGGUUCAUCAGGAUGGCCACACCACCCACCGCCCGAUGGUCUGUGACGGAACGUGUCCCAGGACGUGUCAAGGGUCACGGAAACCACAGAGGAACAAAAGUGGGGCUUGCUGCAACCAGAGGCAGCUAUGGCAUCUAACAGCCUUUUCAGCACAGUGACACCAUGUCAACAGAACUUCUUUUGGGAUCCCAGCGCCAGUCGGAGGUUCAGUCCGCCGUCCAACAGCCUCCAGCCGGUCCCAGGGAAGAUGAACGAUGUGAGCUCCCCAGCCGGUCAGCCGGACGCGGCGGCGGCGGUGCCAAGGCUCCGUCCCCACGAAAACCGCAGCAUGGCCGAGAUCAUCGCCGACCACCCGGCUGAGUUGGUCCGCACCGACAGCCCCAACUUUCUGUGUUCGGUCCUGCCCUCCCACUGGCGGUGCAACAAGACCCUGCCGGUCGCCUUCAAGGUGGUAGCCCUGGGAGAUAUACCUGAUGGGACUGUUGUCACAGUGAUGGCAGGGAACGAUGAGAACUACUCCGCUGAGCUGCGGAAUGCCUCAGGUGUGAUGAAGAACCAGGUAGCUCGCUUCAAUGACCUUCGCUUCGUGGGCCGCAGUGGCAGAGGCAAGAGCUUCACCCUGACAAUCACAGUAUUCACCAACCCACCACAAGUGGCCACUUACCACCGAGCCAUAAAGGUCACCGUGGAUGGACCACGUGAGCCCAGGAGGCAUCGUCAGAAGCUUGAAGCCCCCAAGACCGGCCUCUUCUCAGACCGUCUCAGUGAGCUGGAGAGGAUGAGGGUGAGGGUGGCCGUGCCCACCCAAGCCCCCCGGCCAACCCUCAACACAGCAGCCAACUCCUUCAACCCACAGGGGCAGACGCAGAUAACAGACCCACGUCAGUCCCAGUCCUCUCCUCCUUGGUCGUACGAACAGACGUACCCGUCCUACCUGAGUCCCAUGGCGUCCCCCUCAGUCCACUCCACCACCCCCCUCUCCUCCAGCCGAGGCACGGGCCUGCCUGCCAUCAGUGACGUGCCUAGACGCUUGCCAGGUUCCUCUGACCUCAGUCCAUUCCCGGGUCAGUUUGAGCGUCAGUUCCCGGGCCUGUCCUCCCUCACAGAGACUCGCUUCUCCAGCCCUCGGAUGCACUACCCAGCCACCUUCACCUACACCCCUCCGGUCACCUCCGCCAUGUCGCUGGGCAGCGCCCACUACCACCUACCUUCCCCUCCGUACCCGGGCUCCACCCAGAGCCAGAGUGGACCCUUCCAGACCAGCAGCACACCCUAUCUGUACUACGGCGCCUCGUCCGGCUCCUACCAGUUCUCCAUGGUUCCCGGUGGGGAUCGCUCGCCCUCCCGGAUGAUCCCACCCUGCACUAGCGCCUCGACGGGCACUACCCUGGUGAAUCCCAACCUGCCCACCCAGACGGAGGGAGGCGUGGACGGCGACGGGAGCCACAGUAACUCCCCCUGUUCUCAACCCCGGAGGCCGCUGGAUGAAGCUGUGUGGAGCCAUAUGAAGAAGAGCAGGGGCGGAGAUCAGAAGUCAACUGAUGUCAUGGUUUGAAAGCACAAAACCUUUUUUAUUAAAAAGGGGAUUUUUGAGCUCUCAUCAGCUAAGAACUAUCUCCACCUUCAACUUGGAAAUUAAGGUCGAGAUAAAAAAAAAAAAAAAAACAUCAGACUUGUAUGGACUUGUCUUCCUGGAAUGUGUUUUGACCAAGGCACUACAAAGGGAGUCAUUCUCACAGCAA
Messenger RNA from Sphaeramia orbicularis (orbiculate cardinalfish), 2471 nucleotides. RefSeq names its product RUNX family transcription factor 2b (gene runx2b). Gene Ontology annotation, molecular function: ATP binding; RNA polymerase II cis-regulatory region sequence-specific DNA binding; DNA-binding transcription factor activity, RNA polymerase II-specific. Lineage: Eukaryota; Metazoa; Chordata; Actinopteri; Kurtiformes; Apogonidae. Gene Ontology annotation, biological process: regulation of cell differentiation; hemopoiesis; neuron differentiation. The record is from RefSeq and is a predicted model, not a curated record. Gene Ontology annotation, cellular component: nucleus.